AUGACGGUGACGCCACGGAUCACGGUGAGCGACGGGCGGCUGGCGGUGCGCGGCCGCACGGUGCUCACCGGCGUGCCGGACAACGUGGUCGCGGCGCACGCGGCCGGGGCGGGGCACGUCGACGGGGCCUUCGUCGGCGCCCACGCCGCCGAGGCCAAGAGCCACCACGUCUUCACCUUCGGCACGCUCCGGGACUGCCGGUUCCUGUGCCUGUUCCGGUUCAAGCUAUGGUGGAUGACGCAGUGGAUGGGCGUCUCCGGCCGCGACGUCCCUCUGGAGACGCAGUUCAUGCUCAUCGAGGUCCCUCCUGCCACCGACGGCGACGGCGACGACGCCAAACCCACGUAUGUGGUGAUGCUUCCGCUGCUGGAGGGGCAGUUCCGGGCGGCGCUGCAGGGGAACGACCGCGACGAGCUGCAGAUCUGCGUCGAGAGCGGUGACAAGGCGGUGCAGACGGAGCAGGGCGCGCACAUGGUGUACCUCCACGCCGGCGACAACCCCUUCGACACCGUCACCGCCGCCGUCAAGGCGGUGGAGAAGCACCUGCAGACGUUCCACACCCGCGACAGGAAGAAGCUGCUGCCGUCGUUCCUCGACUGGUUCGGCUGGUGCACCUGGGACGCCUUCUACACCGACGUCACCGCCGACGGCGUCAAGCACGGCCUCCAGAGCCUGUCCAAGGGCGGCGCGCCGCCGCGGUUCCUCAUCAUCGACGACGGAUGGCAGCAGAUCGCCUCCGACAACAAGCCCGACCCCAACGUCGCCGUCCAGGAGGGCGCGCAAUUCGCCAGUCGGCUGACGGGGAUCAAGGAGAACACCAAGUUCCAGACCAAGCUCGACACCGACGGCGACGGCGGGCUGAAGCGGCUGGUGGCCGAGACCAAGGACGUGCACGGCGUGAAGCAGGUGUACGUGUGGCACGCGAUGGCCGGGUACUGGGGCGGCGUGACGCCGUCGUCGGGGACUGCGAUGGAGCGGUACGAGCCGGCGCUGGCGUACCCCGUGCAGUCCCCUGGCGUGACGGGGAACCAGCCGGACAUCGUCAUGGACUCGCUGUCCGUCCUCAGGCUGGGCCUGGUGCACCCGCGCCGGGCGCAGGACUUCUACGGCGAGCUCCACGCGUACCUCGCCUCCUGCGGCGUGGACGGCGUCAAGGUGGACGUGCAGAACAUCAUCGAGACUCUGGGCGCCGGCCACGGCAGCCGCGUCGAGCUCACGCGGGCAUACCACCGCGCGCUCGAGGCCUCCGUGGCGCGCAGCUUCCCCGACAACGGCUGCAUCUCCUGCAUGUGCCACAACACCGACAUGCUCUACAGCGCCAGGCAGACCGCCGUGGUGCGCGCCUCCGACGACUUCUACCCGCACGACCCGGCCUCGCACACCGUCCACGUCGCCUCCGUGGCCUACAACACCGUCUUCCUCGGCGAGUUCAUGCAGCCCGACUGGGACAUGUUCCAUAGCUUGCACCCGGUGGCGGAGUACCACGGCGCGGCGAGGGCCAUCGGCGGCUGCCCGAUAUAUGUCAGCGACAAGCCGGGGAACCACAACUUCGAGCUGCUCAGGAAGCUGGUCCUCCCCGACGGCUCCGUGCUCCGCGCGCAGCUCCCCGGCCGGCCCACACGCGACUGCCUCUUCUCCGACCCGGCGCGCGACGGCCCAAGCCUGCUCAAGAUCUGGAACCUGAACAAGUGCGGCGGCGUGGUGGGCGUGUUCAACUGCCAGGGCGCCGGGUGGUGCCGCGUGACCAAGCGGACGCGCGUGCACGACGCGGCGCCGGGCACCCUGACCGGUACCGUGCGCGCCGACGACGUCGACGCCAUAGCGCGCGUCGCCGGCGACAGCGACGACGGCGGCAACGGUGAGUGGGACGGCGAGGCCGUGGUGUACGCGCACCGCGCGCGGGAGCUGGUGCGGCUGGCCCGGGGCGCCGCGCUGCCCGUGACGCUGGGCCCGCUCCAGUACGAGGUGUUCCACGUCUGCCCGCUCCGCGCCGCAGCGCCGGGGGUGGCGUUCGCGCCCGUCGGGCUGCUCGACAUGUUCAACGCCGGGGGCGCCGUCGAGGAGUGCCGCGCCGUGGACGGCGGCAGCGGCGAAGGGAAGGCCGUGGUGGUGCUCAGGGUGCGCGGGUGCGGCCGGUUCGGCGCCUACUGCUCGCGGGAGCCGGCGAGGUGCCUGCUGGACUCGGCGGAAGUGGAGUUCAGCUACGAUGCCGACUCCGGCCUCGUAUCCGUCGACCUGCCCGUGCCGGAGCAGGAGAUGUACCGGUGGACGCUGGAGAUUGUGGUCUAG
This is a messenger RNA of Miscanthus lutarioriparius, 2289 nucleotides long. Lineage: Eukaryota; Viridiplantae; Streptophyta; Magnoliopsida; Poales; Poaceae. The record is from the annotation of a GenBank genome assembly.